UGUGACGUAUAAUUAUAAGACUUCAUCAUAUCUCUCUCUCUCUCUCUCUCUCUCUCUCUCUCUAAAUAGCAAAACAGGCUCUUAGCUUUCAGCGUUGUUCACAAUGUCCACUCCAAUUUCCUUCUCCCUUCACUCACUCUGCUUCGCCUUCGCAGUCAUCACCGUCACCCAGAACUCCAUCCCAGCACGUGCCGACCUCCCCGGCACGUGGGAACUCCUGGUCUCCAACGCCGGCAUUUCCUCCAUGCACACCGCCGUCACCAGGUUCAACACCGUCCUCCUCCUCGACCGGACCGACAUCGGCCCGUCCCGUUUAAAUCUCCCAAACCACCACUGCCGCAUCGACCCGGACGACGCCGUUUUGAAACGCGAUUGCCACGCUCACUCUGCUCUCCUCGACCUCCACACCAACAGAAUCCGCCCCCUCAAGAUCCUCACCGACACGUGGUGCUCCUCGGGCCAGUUUCUCCCCGACGGCACCCUCCUGCAGUCCGGCGGCGACCGCGACGGCGCCCGUAAGUUCCGGAAAUUCGCCCCGUGCAAUUCCACGUCCCUCUGCGAUUGGGAAGAGCUUCGAAACAUCAAAUUAUUUAAAGCGCGUUGGUACGCCACGGAUCAAAUACUCCCUGACGGUACUAUCAUAAUCGUUGGGGGCCGCACCGCCAGCAGCGUGGAGUACUUCCCGCCGAGAUCUGGCGGUGCGGUGAGUUUGCCAUUCCUCGCCAAGGCGGGCGACGUAGACGACCAGAUGGAUAACCUGUAUCCAUACCUUCACCUUCUCCCUCAAGGACAUCUGUUUAUAUUUGCUAACACUAAAUCCGUGCUAUACGAUUACGAUAAAAACCAGAUUGUUAAAGUUUUCCCGCAGUUAGAGGGGGGGCCACGUAACUAUCCAUCCGCAGGAUCCUCUGCAAUGCUAGCAUUGGAAGGGGACUAUUCUACGGCCACGAUUGUGAUUUGCGGUGGGGCCAAGUACGGUGCAUACAUUAGGCGGGAAGUGGAUAGUCCGGCCCACAAGAGCUGUGGACGGAUUGUGGCGACUAAGCCUGACCCUAUUUGGGAGAUGGAGGAAAUGCCGUUUGAUCGGAUCAUGGGCGAUAUGGUAAUGUUACCAACCGGAGAUGUGAUAAUCAUCAACGGGGCUAAAGAAGGGACUCAAGGGUAUGAAAUGGCAACGGAUCCGUGCUUGAACCCACUUUUGUACCGACCCGACCAACCUGUGGGACUCCGAUUCAUGACACUGAAACCUAGUUUAAUCCCCAGAAUGUACCACUCGACGGCAAAUUUAUUGCCCGAUGGGAGGAUUUUGAUCGCCGGUAGUAACCCACAUUACAUCUACACAUACGACAGGGAUUUCCCGACAGAGCUAAGGAUUGAGGCUUUUUCACCAGAGUAUUUGGCGACAGACAAGGAGAAUUUGAGGCCGGUGGUGGUGGAGACACCAGAGACGUUGCGAUACAGGGAGGAUUUUGAGGUGCAUGUAACAGUGCCACUACCGGUGGUGGGGAUAGUGGAGCUGAAUUUUGCGAGUGCGCCUUUUGCUACGCAUUCGUUUUCGCAGGGGCAGAGAUUGGUAAAAUUGGUUGUCACCAGUGCGGUGCCAGAUGGCAGCGGACGUUACAGGAUUGGGUCUACGGCACCGCCGAACGGGAAUGUGGCACCGCCGGGGUGGUACAUGAUGUUUGCGGUCAACCAGGGGGUGCCUAGUGUCGCUCGUUGGGUCCAUCUGAUCUCCUAAUUUUAAAUAUUUCGCGCUUCUCUAUAUUUAUUGUUUUCCUUCCCUUUUGCGUUCUUUUUAUUUUUACUUUCCACAGGGUUUUAAGGAACUUGUUUUGAAAAUGUUGAUGAAACAUUUUCACCCAAAAAAAAAAAAAAAGUUGAUGAAUAACACCUUAGUUUGUGAAAUAAUAAAGUUAUGGGUACA
Messenger RNA from Rhododendron vialii, 1924 nucleotides. RefSeq names its product aldehyde oxidase GLOX-like. The transcript has a single exon. The record is from RefSeq and is a predicted model, not a curated record. Lineage: Eukaryota; Viridiplantae; Streptophyta; Magnoliopsida; Ericales; Ericaceae. The coding region runs from base 104 to 1738 and encodes 544 amino acids.